This is a messenger RNA of Rhinolophus ferrumequinum (greater horseshoe bat), 861 nucleotides long. RefSeq names its product olfactory receptor 9K2-like. Gene Ontology annotation, biological process: G protein-coupled receptor signaling pathway. Bases 1 to 861 code for a protein of 286 amino acids. Gene Ontology annotation, cellular component: membrane. NCBI's taxonomy places the organism in Eukaryota, Metazoa, Chordata, Mammalia, Chiroptera, Rhinolophidae. The transcript has a single exon. The record is from RefSeq and is a predicted model, not a curated record. Gene Ontology annotation, molecular function: olfactory receptor activity; G protein-coupled receptor activity; odorant binding.
AUGGGUGACAGGGGAACAAGCAAUCACGCAGAAGUGACUGACUUCAUUCUUGUAGGCUUCCAGGUCCACCCAGAGCUUCACAGUCUCCUCUUCCUGCUAGUUCUACUUAUAUAUGCCAUGGUCUUUCUAGGGAAUGUUAGGAUGAUGGCCAUUAUUAUGACUGAUCCCCAGCUGAACACACCAAUGUAUUUCUUCCUAGGCAAUCUCGCCUUCAUUGAUCUCUUCUCAUCUGUUAUCGCACCCAAGGCCAUGAUCAACUUCUGGUCUGAGAGCAAGUCCAUCUCCUUUGCAGGCUGUGUGACUCAGUUCUUGCUCUUUGCCGUCUUCAUUGUGACCAAGGGAUUUCUCAUGGCAGCCAUGGCUUAUGACCACUUCAUUGCCACCUGCAACCCACUCCUCCACUCUGUCCAGAUGUCAACACAUCUCUGCACUCAGUUGGUGGCUGGUUCCUAUUUUUGUGGCUGCAUCAGCUCAGUUCUUCUGACCAGCAUGACAUUUACUUUAUCCUUUUGUUCUUCUCGGGCCAUUGACCACUUUUACUGUGAUGACAGUCCACUUCAGAGGAUUUCUUGUUCUGAUCUCCACAUUCAUAAGAUCGUUUCUUUUUUCUUAUGCAGCAUUAUUAUUCCUACUAUAACUGUCAUUAUUGUGUCCUAUAUGUAUAUUCUGUGCUCAGUUCUAAAGAUCCACUCCACUGAAGGAUGUAAGAAAGCCUUCUCCACUUGCAGCUCUCUCCUAGGAGUCAUGAGUGUACUGUAUGGUGCCAUUAUUUUUAUGUAUUUCAUCCCUGACAGAUUUCCUGAGCUGAGAAAAGUGGCCUCCUUGUGUUAUACCCUAGUCACUCCCAUGUUGAAUCCUUAA